AUGGGACUGGAACAAACUCCUGUUUGGCUGACCACUGUGGCCUGUGGGCUCCUGCUUCUCUUCCUGGUUCAGGGCCAGGACUCAGCCAGUCCCAUCAGGACCACACACACAGGCCAGAUACAAGGCAGCCUCAUCCACAUGAAGGGCCUUGAUGUGGGUGUCCACAGCUUCCUGGGAAUUCCCUUUGCCAAGCCACCUGUGGGACCACUGCGCUUUGCUCCCCCUGAGCCACCUGAGCCAUGGAGUGGUGUGAGAGAUGGGACCUCCCAUCCAGCCAUGUGUCUGCAGGAUAUCAGUGCACUGAAUAUGCAGGCUCUUAAGCUGUUGAAGCUGACCCUGCCUCCCAUCCCCAUGUCUGAGGACUGCCUCUUCCUUAACAUCUAUACACCAGACCAUGCCCACGAGGGUUCCAAGCUGCCUGUGAUGGUGUGGAUCCAUGGUGGUGCUCUGGUUAUAGGCAUGGCUUCCUUGUAUGAUGGGUCCAUGCUGGCAGCCACUGAGGAUGUGGUGGUGGUCACUAUCCAGUACCGCCUGGGUGUUCUGGGCUUCUUCAGCACUGGAGACCAGCAUGCCAGAGGCAACUGGGGCUACCUGGACCAAGUGGCCGCCCUGAGCUGGGUCCAGCAGAACAUCGCCUACUUCGGAGGCAACCCUGACUGUGUCACUAUUUUUGGCGAGUCUGCAGGUGGCACAAGUGUGUCUUCACAUGUUGUGUCCCCCAUGUCCCGAGGACUCUUCCACAGAGCCAUCAUGGAGAGUGGGGUGGCCCUCAUAUCAAGCCUCAUCUCAGAAUCCUCUGAAGCAGUCUAUAGGGUGGUUGUCAACCUGUCUGGAUGUGAGCAGGUGGACUCAGAGGCCCUGGUGAACUGUCUACGAGACAAGACUGAAGACGAGAUUAUGGCUAUUAACAAGGCCUUCAAGAUCAUCCCUGGCAUCGUUGAUGGUGUCUUCCUGCCCAGGCAUCCCAAGGAGUUGCUUGCCUCUGCUGACUUCCAAUCUAUCCCCAGCAUUAUUGGUGUCAAUAAUGAUGAGUAUGGCUGGAUCAUCCCCUCGGUAAGGCCCAGGCGCAAAGCCCUUGGUCUCUGGGAAGCCUGUUCUAUAAAGGAACUGGACAGACAGACCGUGCAAGCUAUCCUGAGGAGAAGGGCAGCACAGAUGAUGUGGCCUCCUGAAUUUAGUGACCUGCUUAUGGAGGAGUACAUGGGAGACAAUGAGGACACUCAGCUUCUCCAAGUGCAGUUCACAGAGAUGAUGGAAGACCUCACCUUUGUGGUGCCUGCGCUGCAAGUAGCGCAUUUUCAGCGUUCCCGUGCCCCUGUAUACUUCUAUGAGUUCCAGCAUCGACCCAAUUUUUUCAAGGACUCUAAACCACCCCAUGUGAAGGCAGACCAUGGUGACGAGAUUCUCUUUAUCUUCAGAUCAUUUUGGGGAGGCACCCAAAUUGACCUCACUGAGGAGGAGGAGCAGCUGAGCAGGAGGAUGAUGAAGUACUGGGCCAACUUUGCACGACAUGGGAACCCCAACAGCGAGGGUCUACCCUACUGGCCCAUGUUUGACCAUGAUGAGCAGUACCUGCAGCUGGACAUCCAGCCUGCUGUGGGCCGAGCGCUGAAGGCCAGAAGGCUGCAGUUCUGGACCCAGACUCUGCCUCAAAAGAUGCAGGAGCUAAAAGAGGCUGAGGGCAGGCAUAUGGAGUUAUAG
Chionomys nivalis (European snow vole) is the source of this 1701-nucleotide messenger RNA. Its product is annotated as pyrethroid hydrolase Ces2e-like. Gene Ontology annotation, cellular component: intracellular membrane-bounded organelle. The transcript has 12 exons. The record is from RefSeq and is a predicted model, not a curated record. Bases 1 to 1701 code for a protein of 566 amino acids. NCBI's taxonomy places the organism in Eukaryota, Metazoa, Chordata, Mammalia, Rodentia, Cricetidae. Gene Ontology annotation, molecular function: carboxylic ester hydrolase activity.